This is a messenger RNA of Acipenser ruthenus (sterlet), 5325 nucleotides long. RefSeq names its product adhesion G-protein coupled receptor D2. Gene Ontology annotation, molecular function: G protein-coupled receptor activity. The record is from RefSeq and is a predicted model, not a curated record. Gene Ontology annotation, biological process: adenylate cyclase-activating G protein-coupled receptor signaling pathway; cell surface receptor signaling pathway. Lineage: Eukaryota; Metazoa; Chordata; Actinopteri; Acipenseriformes; Acipenseridae. Gene Ontology annotation, cellular component: membrane. Bases 133 to 3327 code for a protein of 1064 amino acids. The transcript is spliced from 26 exons.
GGAAAUGUCACAGCAGAGCCCCACUUCUUGUAACAUGACUAGUGGGAUAGCAGGAUUGUGUCUUUGAGCCCAAAAUGCACCAGAAAACACCAGCAGAACUACCCUUUAAGCUGUAAAAAAAGGAAUCCAGACAUGAACAUGAUUGGACGACUUGUGAAAACAAAGUUCUGGCUUUGCUGCUUUCUGGUUUGCAGACUUAUUGGAACUAGUGUAUCCUGGGAACACAGAAACAUUUCUGAAGAUUUCCAGCUUUCACAGACAGUCCUCCAGACUCCUGAUGGAGUUUUUGAAUAUGUAAAUGUUUCCCUGGAUUUCAGGCAUGCAGAGAGAUACUGCAGACAACAGUUUAGCCUGUUGCCCAAUGAUACCUCACAGGAUGAUCUGGAAUCUACAAAGAAAUUGCUACUGGCCAUGGGGGUCAGUGAUCCAAUAUGGUUAAGGGACUCGAGCACUCAUAGAUGGGGACACCCAUGGUUUACUGCAGGGCAGAACAGCCCUCUUCUGCUACCCAUUUUGAUGUUCCAAGAGGUAACACACACCAAGUAUGCCAAGGUUGAGCUCCACUUUCCUGCGUUGUCUGAGAUCACUGUCUGUGCAUGGGUGCAAUGGGACAACAAAAGCCAGGGAGUUUCCACCAUCUUCUCCUAUGCAGAACCUUUCUUUAUCAAUGCGUUUCAACUGCGAGGGCAAACGGACGAACAUGGCAACAUAAACAUGGCUUUAAUUGUGCAUGGACAUCACACGCCCUACAAAACACUGCUCAGAAAUGAUGGGGAGUGGCAUCACCUCUGUGUCACCUGGCAAAAAGCUAAGGGGAUCUGGGCAAUCUAUAUUGACAGGGAGAAGGGAAACUCUGGCAGUGGUCUCUAUGCAAGCAAAGAUAUUAAUGGUGAUGGCAUGUUUAUCAUUGGACAAGACCAAGACACUCUAGGAGGAACUUUUAAUGAGGCUUUCUGUGGUAACAUCACAGCGUUGAAUAUCUGGAACAAGUCCCUGAGUGAAGAGCAAGUGGCAGGGGUCAGUCCCUGCUCAAUGAUCAUGCAGAACCAGCUGUUCCAUUGGGAUGUAACCAAGAUAACUAUUGAGGCAACAGUUGGGCGGUCUUUGAUGAAGUUCAUGUGCCCAGAUCUUAAAUCUCUACCCAAUAAAGAAUGCAGGGCCUUUCAUAUCGCCCCGGUAACGCAGCAGCAAACACAUGGCUACAGCCCCUGCACAAGACCUCUAGCAUUCGUGUGCAAACACAAAAAAGGUGCAUAUUUGAAGUUAAAGGAAAUGCAAGAAGCUCAUGAGGAAAAUAACACUCAGUUCAUCGACUAUUUGAUAAAACUUACCAACAGUUCCACGAUUGAAGAAUGUUUGUCUACUAAGUGCUCGGUAAACCUGAGUGUCUCUGAAGUGCACCAGAUUCUGCAGUACACACACCAAGCCCUCAGAGAAGCCGAUGGGGAGCUGGAGCCGUCUGACCUGCUGGUGCUAGUGCAGUUUCUCAUACAUGUGGCCGACAUGGAUGUUAAAGCCAGCGAGAGCACGGUAACCAUUGGGGAACUCAGCAGGAACUUCAUUGCAGUGGCGGGUGCAAUGUUUGAAAAGGACCAUGUCAGCAAGUGGGCAGCAAUUAGGGAGCUUGUAAAUGGACCCAUGACAGUGGUCCAGAGCAUUGACAGGAUGGCUGCUAAUCUUAACCUGUUGAUGAUGGCUGGAAGCAGUGAGAUGGUGAUAGACAGCAGUAACAUCAAACUCAAAGUGAAACAGCGGGUCCUCAGCCAUGAUUCCACUGGGGCUGACUUCUACGGGCUGCAAUCUGGGAAUGAGAGCACUGGCGAUUACAUUUCAGUUCCUCCAGAACAAAUCAAAGACCUUCAACAAAAUGGUUUUAAAAAAGUUACCUUUGUUAACACGUGGUAUGGCUCCUUGCAUCCCUACUUCGGAAGUGAAAACAAUGUCACUCAGUUCUCUGCAGUUUCAGAUGGAAGCCGCAAGUAUGUGGGUACAGUGCUGGGGUCUUCUGUUAUCUCCACCACUAUACUAAGCGAUGAUCAACAAAUUAACAUGGCUGUACACUACCAGCUUCAGCACAGAGUUGAGUAUACUCCUGGAAUAGAAUUCGAGCCUAUUUGUGUAUUCUGGGAUUUCAACCUCAGGAUGGAGAAGGGAGGGAGCUGGUCCACGACAGGGUGUUUCGUAACUGCCCUGGGUUAUAAAUCAACAUCCUGUUUCUGCAAUCACACCACCAACUUUGCCCUGCUGUUACAAGUUUACGAAGUGCACCGAAGCCCAGCGGAAGAAUCUACUCUGAGGAUCCUCACGUUCAUUGGCUGUGGGGUGUCCCUCUGUGCCCUGGCCAUGACCUUCAUUCUGUUCAUUGCUGUGGGCGUUCCUAAUUCAGACCGAACUACAGUCCACAAGAAUCUCAUCUUUGCAUUGGCAACUGCGGAAAUCCUGAUUCUGUUCAGUGAACUGGCCAGCAGCAACAAGGCGCUGUGCAUGUCUGUCACAGCUCUGCUUCAUCUCUUCUUCAUGGCUUCCUUCACCUGGAUGCUGGUGGAAGGUCUCCUGCUCUGGAGCAAAGUGGUUUCUGUGAAUAUCAGCGAAGACAGGAGGAUGAAGUUAUACUAUGUCAUUGGCUGGGGAUUGCCAGUCAUUAUCGUUGGCAUCACCUUGGCAACUUCCUUCAACAAGUACGUGGCAGACAAUCACUGCUGGCUGAAUGUGCAGACAGAUAUCAUCUGGGCUUUUGUUGGGCCUGUACUCUUUGUUCUGUCUGUCAAUGCCUUUGUGCUCUUUCGUGUGGUGAUGGUAACGGUUGCUAGCGCACGGAGACGCUCCAAGAUGCUGACGCCAAGCAGCACCCCGCAGCUCCAAGCCUGGGACCUGACAUGGGCAGCCAUUAAACCAGUCCUCGUCCUCCUGCCACUGCUGGGUCUGACCUGGUUGUGUGGGGUCUUGGUUCACCUCAGUGUUGUUCUGGCUUACAUAUUUACUGCAAUGAAUGCAUUUCAGGGUCUUUACAUAUUCCUGGUUUAUGCCGUGUACAACAGUGAGGUGAGGAGUGCUAUAAAAAGAAUGAAGGAAAAGAAAAAGGCUCUUUCUUUUACAAACUGCUCCCAGCCAAUAAGUUUCCUGACCACUCAAAAGAUUACAGGUUCCUGGGAUCAUGGGAAAUUGAGUCUUUCUACCCCUGAAAGCAGCGUGUCUUCACCGAAACAAAGUGUCUCCACAAAGAAAUCCCUAGUCCUAAAAAAUGAGGGAUUCAGAAAAGACAGCUUUGUGACCGUUUCAUUGAACCCGACCGUUCAGCUGACAGCCUUCAAACCAUCAGGCUGCUGAGGCUUGCAUAAUAAUGUAGAAGAAAAACCGCUGUGAAAGAACCUCCUUGGAGCUCCUGAGCGCAGUGCAGUACAGCCUGGAACACAGCGCAAGCACGCACAUGCUUUAUUAUACCGUGGGUCACUGUUUCCAUGAUGAGUGUCUGUCUGGUUUGUUUUCAGUAUCAGUACAAUGCCUUCAAAAGUUAAAUUCAACUGCACAAAAUAACAAUACUGCUGCUACCUUGCUGUUGGUUUUGAAUAGAAACAGCUUCAGUAGUGGAUUGCCUAUUUGGGAACACAAUGUAUUACAGGGCACAUGUUAUAGAAAUAAAUACCAAAGCGAUAAUUCACUGACGACAGAAUUAUGCCGUGAUGAAUCAACAUGGAUUCAAAAGCAAGUAUUUUAGUUUGUUUUCCUUUCCCUUGCCUUUUUUGAUAUUUGCAGUCAUUCGAUGUUCCUGUUGCAAUACCUUUUUUAACUCUUUGAUGUGAUCUGUGUUAGGGUGGGAAGUUAAGAAGCUGCUCCUCUUCUAGUUGCAAUAUACAGCACAGACCAGAUCAGUGUCUUCAUAGUAAGAAGAGCCAAUGCCAUCUAGUGAACUCAUUAGUAUUGCCAGAAAUAUGAAAGAAAAUGCAUUCGUUUCACUAGAUGGACAGAUGAUAUUAUAUAUUUGAGUGAUUGCAAUAGGAAGCACUCAACAUGAUUGCAAACAUCAUAAAAAGUACAUUUGAAAAAAUCUCUGAUCUGGUUUGAGCCACCGCUAAGCUGCUCAAAAUGUGCAAAAAAAUGUAUUUUAUUAUGUCACCCCACCCAUCACAUAUUAUCUUAUUUAGAACACAAGAACACAGAUUGGACAGAGUGAGCAUAAUAAGUGUUGUUUUUAAACGUUAGAAUUGUGCUGCGUCUUCUAAGCGCGGGAUAUAUCUGCAUGUGCUGGGCUUGUGGUCCAUUACAGUGAAUGGUUCAUUUCAUAUGUGUGAAUAACAAUACAGAGUCAUUGAGAGGGGAUAGAAGAUGUACAAUAAUUACCCAAUGUAUUGUGUACAUUGGUAUCCAAAUGAUUACUCAAACUACACCACACAGCAUAAACAUUUCUGCAAUCUUGAAAACCGCCUGCAAAAAGAAGAGGCUACCUGGGAUUACAGUAUACAGGAAACAAUAAAACAAAACUUCUGCAACCCUCAGAAUAGUGGAAAAUGGUUCCUUUAAGGCAUGCAUGGUUCAGUAUAGUGCAGAGCAGGCCGGUCUUCGCUGGGGACUCCGAAGGGAGCGUCUCAUUGGCCCAGGCACUCCCGUGAGUUAGGCAGGUAAAACCAGGGACUGUUUCUCCUCAUUGCUCUUCAGCGAGCCCUGCUGUCCAGGCACCUGGUGAGCUCAGAGCGGACACCUGCAGGGCUGGCCUUUGUCCUCCAGAGGUCAGUAGCUCGCUGAAAUCCGCUCUCGAGUUCCUGGGUGAAAAAGGAAGCUGGCUUGUUUGUGGGAUCGGAGGACGCCCACUGAAUCUUUGGGUCUCCUAGUCAUGUGGGGUGUUGCUGCAGUGAGGAGAAAAGCGAUUGGGCAUUCCAAAUUGGGAGAAAAUCAAGGAUAAAUUAUAAUUGGACACACUAAAUGAAAAAAAAAAGAUAGUGUAAAUUCAAUGACAAUGCUUGUCAUGAAUGUAUGAAGUUUCUGAGCACAAUUUUGACAGGUCCCCUUAUCAUUGUCUAGUUGGUCUUUGCAUUUCCAAUACAAAUGGACAUUAUUGACAGUAAAUUAUUGCAUCACUAUUUUGCUUCUGCUGUUUUGACUGUGAUUAGUCAACUCCACUUGCAUGUGAACCAAUUAUUCAGAUAUGUAUUCAAACUAGUCCUAUUGAGAACAUUGAAAUGCCCAUAUUUAGGAUUCUUUAGCUAUGUAAGUGAUGUCUUUAAGAUAGCAAGAGGUAUGACUGCUGGUGUUCUAUCAUUGUAGAAAUCCCAUCCCUACGACAUGCACAUGUAAAACCUCAGGGGAUUAAUGAGAGCUGUUCCCAUGUGG